Messenger RNA from Xenopus laevis (African clawed frog), 1698 nucleotides. It is a transcript of the gene lman2.S, whose product is annotated as lectin, mannose-binding 2 S homeolog. NCBI's taxonomy places the organism in Eukaryota, Metazoa, Chordata, Amphibia, Anura, Pipidae. The transcript has 8 exons. Gene Ontology annotation, molecular function: D-mannose binding; metal ion binding; carbohydrate binding. The record is from RefSeq and is a predicted model, not a curated record. Gene Ontology annotation, cellular component: COPII-coated ER to Golgi transport vesicle; Golgi membrane; endoplasmic reticulum membrane. The coding region runs from base 7 to 1008 and encodes 333 amino acids. Gene Ontology annotation, biological process: endoplasmic reticulum to Golgi vesicle-mediated transport.
GUAAAGAUGGCGGCGUUGUGGCAGCUAAGGUUUCUAAGUUUGUUCGUGAUGGGACUUAAGGCUUUUGCUGAUUUGACAGAUGGAAACAGUGAAUACUUAAAGAGGGAGCACUCGCUUAUCAAACCAUAUCAGGGAGUGGGAUCCGGCGCAAUGCCAAUGUGGGAUUUCAGUGGAAGCACAAUGUUAACCAGUCAAUAUGUUCGUCUCACUACUGAUGAGAGGAGCAAAGAAGGCUCUAUCUGGAAUAGAUUACCCUGCUUUUUGAAAGACUGGGAAUUGCAUGUUCAGUUCCGGAUCCAUGGAUCUGGAAAGAAAAACCUGCAUGGAGAUGGUUUUGCCCUGUGGUAUGCAAGGGAUCGAUUACAGCCUGGGCCUGUUUUUGGAAACCAAGAUAAGUUUCAUGGUCUGGCAGUGUUUUUGGACACUUAUCCCAAUGAUGAAACAACAGAGCGUGUUUUCCCUUACAUCUCUGUAAUGGUGAACAAUGGCUCCCUGGAGUAUGACCACAGCAAAGAUGGACGAACAAUAGAACUGGCAGGCUGCACAGUUGAUAUCCGCAACAAGAAUCAUGACACCUUCCUUGCUAUUCGCUAUUCUCAGGGGCGUCUUACGGUGAUGACUGAUAUUGAAGAUAAGAAUGAAUGGAAGAAUUGUCUAGAUAUAUCUGGGGUCCGCUUACCAACUGGUUAUUAUUUUGGAGCAUCUGCUGCAACCGGAGAUUUAUCAGAUAAUCAUGAUAUAAUUUCAAUGAAGCUUUACCAGCUGAUGGUUGACCAUUCAUCAGAUGAUGAGAACAUUGACUGGACUAAGAUAGAGCCCAGUGUAAGCCUGCUAAAGUCUCCCAAGGAUAAUGUCGAUGACCCAACUGGGAAUUACCGCAGUGGCCCACUGACAGGCUGGAAGGUUUUCUUGCUACUGCUUGCUGCCCUUCUGGGUAUUAUUGUGUGCGCUGUUGUAGGAGCUGUUGUGUUCCAAAAACGUCAGGAAAGGAACAAAAGAUUCUACUGAUCAGACUCUGGCAGAUGAAGUAAAUGCCCAUAAUGCAAAUGUGAACAUAUGGAUUGGACAGAUUUCUUAAGUAGGCUAAAAAAUAAUGUAUCGUCAUAACUUUUCAUUGAUGGUUGAAAGAAUCAUAAUAUUAAGAAGGGGGUGGGAAAGGCUCGAGCUGAGCUGUUUUUUCUGUUUUAUUUGAUCCAUUUUGAUUAUAUAUUGACAACCUACAUUUUACUUGCAUUUGCUAUGAAACUCUCUUGGACAAGCAAAAGGAAAUGCCAGCUUUGCAGUUAGAUGUUGCUACAUUCUUUACAUGCAACUCAUGUACCACCUGCUCUGUAAUUCAGCUUCCCAGCAGCAGAAUUUUGUGGAUAUUGCUGCUCGGAUUGAGCAAGUUAUGGAAAGCACAAAUUCAUCCCUGGAACCUUCAUGGAGAAAGGCUUGGCUGUUCAGUCCUCUUCUGGUUUUUUGCUGGUGGCAAAAUGUUUACAUGAAAUGAAUUGGGGAAAAGGACUUUCAGCUUUUGUCUGCACUACAUAUUCCUUCAAUAUCCUGGGAAUGAUUUGAAGCCACUAGAUGCAAUGCAAGCUUUUUGGGGACGGGCUUUAUGUUUUUAAGAAAAUGAAUGGAGGUGAGUCUAGUAAAAGUAUGGACAGUUGGACUGUGACUGAGAUUGUUGCCAAUUAAAGAAAAGAGGAAAACAAA